AUAGAUCACUCUCUCUACACGGAAGCAAGAAGGUGGAGGUUGUGGCUUGGGAAAGCAGAACCACGAAGGAUGAAGCGAGGAGUGGGUCGUGGGAGGACCCGAAGCUCCAUCAACAAGAUGACAGAAGUACAGAAAUCAGAAAGUGGCGAAUAUGCCACCUCACGCAUCCGUGGGCCUGGGGAUGGAAUGGAAAUGGAACAGCCACCAAAAUCUGUAGAAGUCAUCCACACCACAAUCAACCAUGUCCAUAAAAGCCCACACAAGAAAGCUCCUCCUUCACUAAGUCCUGGGGUUCUUCAGCUAGGGACAAUCUAUGGCGAUAAGGCAGUAGAGAUUGAAGCUGUACGAAUAGUAGUUCCCAAAACUGCUAUAAGCCAUGUGAUUCCUGCCAAAAAUGCAAAGACAUCCAAGUCUGCAGGACAUCCAAAAGAGACCCUCGCCCUAUCAGAUGAAAUUUCAGAUACUAAGAAAGAAUUGUUAGAACUAAGAAAUGAAAUAGUGAAGCUUAAGAACUCUGAAAGAAGAUUACUACAAGAUAAGGAAGGGCUUUCCAAUCAGUUGCAUGUCCAAACAGAGGUCAAUCGGGAGUUGAAAAAGUUACUUGUGGCUUCAGUAGGAGAUGACCUGCAGUAUCACUUUGAGCGCAUGGCACGUGAAAAAAACCAGCUGAUCCUUGAAAAUGAGGCCCUGGGGCGGAAUGUGUCUCAGUUGUCUGAACAGCUGGAGCGGAUGUCUAUACAGUGUGAUGUUUGGCGAAGCAAAUUCUUGGCAAGCAGGGUUAUGACAGAUGAGUUGACUAACUCUCGAGCAGUACUCCAGCGCCAAGCUAGGGAUGCACAAAGUGCCAUUCAGGAUCUAUUAAGUGAACGGGACCAGUUUCGCCAAGAAAUGAUUGCUUCUCAAAAGCUGCUGGAAGAGCUACUUGUCUCUCUCCAAUGGGGAAGACAGCAAACUUACUAUCCUAGUGCACAGCCUCGUAGUACCGCAGAGUUGGCAGCUGUCAAUCAUAAGCUUGCUAGAGCAGUGACUUCACAUCUUCUUGGAAACACUGAUAGUUCUAGCAGUCCAAAAAAGAGCUCUUCCUCAACAGAACUCUGCAAUACCCCUGCUGAGAAAAUGGCUGAAAUGGUCUUAAGAAUGCUGGAACCUGGCAGCUGCACAGAAGCACCAUCUGAACUGCCCUUUGCUGAGCCUUCAGCCUCCUCUUUCCUUUCCCCAAAGAAGAAUAUUGGACGGUUUCACCCAUACACUAGAUAUGAGAAUAUCACCUUCAACUGCUGCAAUCAUUGUCAGGGAGAACUGCUAGCUCUUUAAAAGUUAUUAUUUGCCUAAUAGAAUUGUUUUAAGGGGGAUCUACUUUCUGGGUGGUCUUUUCUAAGCGUUUGGGUUGAGCUUAUUUACUAGAAAUGUUUGUCAUACACCAGGGAAAUAUGUGGCUCUCAAGAUAUUAUAUGACUGUUGUUCUGAUCUCCCAAACCAACACAGCUAGUGCUGAAGCUUGAUGGGAGUUAUAGUUCAACAAGUUAAAAGGCCACACAUUUCCCACAUAUCAGCUUUCCAAACUCUAAGAGUUUUACCAUCAAAGUAAGAAUACUUUUAAGUCCCGAAAUAGAGUUCAUAUAUGAUCUGUAUUGUUUUCUUUAAGGAAUAUAUUAUUAUGGGAAGCUCAUGAGUGUCAGACCUUUGGAUUUUAUUGUCUUUAAGAGGUACUUUGUACUAUCAGCUGAAGUAUUUAUUUUAAUUGAUGGGAUGCGGUGCUUAAACUUUUUGUGUUACAUUUUUGUUUCCAGUGCUGUUACAUGGGCAGGUGCAAAUAUUGACUUUCGAGGAAAGCUCAGUUUUUAUUUUGAUGAAGAUUUCUUAAUGAUCUUGAAUGAAAAGGGUGUUUGUGGUUAAAGCAAUUCUGGAGUUCAUUCAGUGUUGAUAUAAACUGAAGCCAAAGAAUAGUAAAUUGACUAGGGUAAACUAUUGCAAAGUUGAUUCUUAAUAGUUUACAAACAUCUACAGAACACACUUUUAAUUACUCUUCAACAUAUGUCCUGAGGGAUCUUUAAUAUGGACAGCUUUCACUGGUGCUACUUAAUCUUCCUCAGACGGCUGUUCUCUCAUACCUCUAGAGUAUGACGCUUAUAGGGUGCUCUACUCUCACUUUUACUUUGGAAAUUGGUAGUCUAUUGCCAAAUUAAAAGAAAAAGCUUCUUACCUAUGUUUCUGGGAUAAUCAUAUUUCUAUCCUUUUUAUUAUUGUACUGAAAUGUCUCAAGUAACAGAACAUGGAGUGAAAGGGGUUGGGUACCUAUGUUAAUGUGAUGUAUGGAUACAGAUACGCCUUCUCUCCUCCAACUUAAAAUAAAUGUUGGCGGCAUACUUUCACUUAUUGUUUUCUGUACUUCUUCCUGAGCUAUACGCUUGAAAAUCUUUUAUUAAAUCAUUCAGAUUAGAAA
This is a messenger RNA of Anolis sagrei ordinatus, 2443 nucleotides long. RefSeq names its product basic leucine zipper nuclear factor 1 (gene BLZF1). NCBI's taxonomy places the organism in Eukaryota, Metazoa, Chordata, Lepidosauria, Squamata, Anolidae. Gene Ontology annotation, cellular component: Golgi membrane. Gene Ontology annotation, biological process: Golgi to plasma membrane protein transport; Golgi organization. The record is from RefSeq and is a predicted model, not a curated record.